AUGGAUUUCCCGGCAGAUCCGGGCUCACGGUAACUGGUUGUAAACUGUUAACUUUACCCUUAGCUCUACCAGAGGUGCUUCGAAACAACGUCGUGAGCUGAUCAACAUUGAAAUCCAGAAGAUCCGAGACCUCCUUCCAUUAAAUUCUUGUGUCAAGGAUCGUCUAUUUCAGUUACAAGUUAUGUCGUUGGCUUGUAUUUACAUCAGAAAACACAAGUAUUUACCUUACAGUAAGCCCAAAAUAUUCAAUUUUUUAUUUAUUUUUUAUUGUUUGAAAGUAUUAUUUUUUACAAUUACAGUACUCCAAACCUGCGGUAAAAACUACCCUUUACCGUAUUCCACGGCGACUCCGCGAGGCUGCGACAGCUGUAAGGCCCUCAGGGGAUUUCUUUUGAUGGUCACAAAGGAGGGCAAACUUCUUUAUAUUUCGGAUAAUGCCAGUGAAUAUCUGGGGUAUUCCGUGGAGGAAAUCAUGUGUCAAGGCGACAGUUUAUACGAUCUGGUGGAUGUCAGAGAUCAUUUGAGUCUUCGAAACGAGUUGUAUAUUGGCCCCUUAUCCGGUUAUUCCGAGUAUUAUCCGCAUGAAUCUGUCUUCGUAUGUCGCAUGAAUCUGUCGCGGACGGCCAAACGACAAGUACAAUAUUAUAAGGUGAGUGUUGUAGGAAAAAAAUGUAUCCUUUGUUUUGAAGUACUCAGAAGAAUUUACAUUAUUUUACACAUCAUUCAAAAACGUCUGUAUACAAAAAUCCUUAAAUAUUUCUGCCAGUGAAGUGCAAAAAGCUUAAUGCUCUCAAGGAAAGUCACUUUUUUCGCAGACGGACUUCGGAACGGCACCUAGUAGGUUUCAAACGUGAAGCGUCUGCGAUCAUAAAACUGAUUUCCAAAAGUGUUUACGGGGCUUCUCGGCCGAGAAAAUCGACCGCAAAGUUUAGCCGAAAUGAGCGAAUAGCCUCCUCAAAAGAAACAGCUUAUUUCAUCUGCAGUGGUGGCCGAGUGGUCAGCGCGCUCGUUUUUUGCGCCAGAAGAGGCGGGUUCGAUCCUCUGCGCAGUUUGUUUUCUUUUUGGCUUCGUAAAUAUUGAUUUAGUAUGUAAACAUAGAAUGUAUACACUUUUGUAAUUUUUUUACAGUAAUUUAAACAUAAAUUCAAAGCUGAAUGUUCAUGAAUAUUGUAAAGUCAAAACAGGGCUGGGUUAAUGAAGAUAUAGUUCCUAAAUUUGUGUUUUAUUAAAAAUUGCUAAUAAUUAGCAUAUGUGAUGUUAACGGCAUCUCUCUAUUUGAUUCAAUGGCCAAAAGAAAUGCAUCCGCAGACGACCGAAGUCGAACUCACGUCUUCUGGCGCAAAAAGCGAGCGCGCUGACCACUCGGCCACCACUGCAGAUGAAAUAAGUUGUUUCUUUUUAGGAGGCUAUUCGCUCAUUUCGGCUAAACUUUGCGGUCGAUUUUCUCGGCCGAGAAGCCCCGUAAACACUUUUGGAAAUCAGUUUUAUGAUCGCAGACGCUUCACGUUUGAAACCUACUAGGUGCCGUUCCGAAGUCCGUCUGCGAAAAAAGUGACUUCCCUUGUCAGAUGUUUUCCAAAUUUGGUCCAAACAAUCUUUAUGGGCCUCAUGUUGAUUCCUACAAAUCUUUGCUUACCAUUUGUAAAAACGGCUGAGUUUUCCAACGAUCUUUUUCGACGAGAGACUGUAAAAUUAGGAGAGGCGGUCAGAGAAAAAAACGACUUUAUAUUUUUUCUGCUCACGUUAGAAAAAAUUGCCUUAGAAAAGUUUUCUCCCACAUUACAAACAGACAAUAAAUUUUUCAAAUUGAAAAUCGGCCAAAAAACAAGUCUUUCUAUUUCAGUUCGUCCUAGUCCAGGGUCGCUACAUCCAUUCCUUGGAGCAUUACAAGGCCAUAAAUCAGUUGAUGCAGGCUUCCCAUAAGAUCCAGCCCCUCUUCUCAGCCUUCUGUCAGCCUCUGAUUAACCCCGAAAAUGCAGAAAGUUUGGCCAUGGGCAAUCCGAAUAUCUUUUGUAUGGUCUUAUCCAUGGAUUUGCUGAUAAAAGAGAUGAAUUUGAAUGCGAAAGAGAUGCUAGGAUACAAUGAUCAUGAUUACAUCAACUUGUACUCGAUUAUCCAUCCCGAAGAUCUCAUUCAAUUAUCCGAAAACCACUGUAAAUGUAAGUAAAAAGGAGGCAGGAGUCUUCUUGUUACAUUGAAUAAUUACGGGGCUCAAUUGUAGGCUGCCAUUAGGUUUAGUUGUAUCCUACACGCCGCUUUCGGUAUUUGUGAGCCAUAAUUAACGAGUUUAUAAAUAAAUUUGAAUAAUAAUUUGAGUAAAUUACAGUAAUCCGCGACAAGGAGGGUAUCAUCGUCUGCUUGAUUCGAUUGGAAAAUGCCUCCAAAAAGUUCAUCUGGCUUCAUUCCGUGUUCGUUUGCAAAUUAAGCCCCGAGAAUUGCCCUUUCAUUCAGGCCACAUUCCAAGCCGUAGGGUAAGUGGACAAAUCAAACUAAAGUAAUGUCAUUCAAGCCACGCUUUACCCUAUUUCCAAGCAAUUUAAGUUCCUUGUACUCGAAAUUAUGUACCUCAUUCCAACAGGGAAAGCAAUAAUUUUUGCAAGGGAUUUAAAUCGACUAAUAAUUAUUUUUUUGAACAAGUGUCAAGUGUAAUAUAAUUUUUGGUCCUUCAAAUGUUUUAUUUUUAGCCAACAAGAAGGUCUGGCCCUCCAAAAGGCAUCCUGGGUGUAUUGUCCAUCCACUUAUCAGAGUAUGAGGGACAAGGAGCAGGAAUUCGAAGUCAGUUCCCCAGAAUCUUCGGCCAGUCAUGUGCAAGAUAAGACCGACGGCCAUGAGGUAAGAUACACUUGGUAUAACAACAGUGAAUAGAUGAGCUCUUUAUUAGAGAUCUUUGCCCACGUAAUAAGCGCUGCAUAACAGAGAAAUUGAUUUCUGAUUCGCACAAAAAUGACAUGUGUUGUUAACGUGUCUUGAAGGUCUUUGUACAUUAAUUCCGUGUUGGCUUUACAUUAAAAAUGAAGCCAAUAUGUCUCCAUUCGCGAAAUGGUCAGGCAUUUGCGUUUUUGAGAAUGAUGAUUUGUCCAUAUACAUAUUAGACUAGACGUCUAAAUUUUCAGAUCUUGGAAACAAAGCCUUUGCCUCGAGUUCCCGAUCUCAACAAUAAUAAUAAUAACAACAAUAUUGUCGUGCCAAAAAUACUGUUGGACUUUCCGGAUCCGGCCAAUGAAUUUGGCUAUCCCUUCCCGGAGCCCUUAUCUUUAUGCCCAGCCAGUUUAUUCGGAUAUCCAUUACCUGAACUGGGCGAUGACUUGGACGAAUAUUUCAGACAAGUUGAGCAGGAAUCGCCGAGUAGUCGGAAGAGAGAACACAGUCAAACAACUCCUUCCACGGCCUCCACCACCUCCUGUUAUGAUUAUGAUCCUGAUCCGGCGUCAUAUCCCAAGAUUAAGCGAGAAUCGAUGCCUUUAUUGGGGGAAUUCCAUCAAGUCGAAGGUGGCCUCGUCGAUUACAGACCUCAUUCCACAAUGGGCAGCUGGACUGGCCUUCCAAGUACGAAUAAUAACGAGUAUUUCUACGAGAAAAAUUUGAUUAUAUAA
Messenger RNA from Bursaphelenchus xylophilus (pine wood nematode), 3593 nucleotides. NCBI's taxonomy places the organism in Eukaryota, Metazoa, Nematoda, Chromadorea, Rhabditida, Aphelenchoididae. The record is from the annotation of a GenBank genome assembly.